Messenger RNA from Rhinocladiella mackenziei CBS 650.93, 1338 nucleotides. RefSeq lists its product as uncharacterized. The transcript is spliced from 3 exons. NCBI's taxonomy places the organism in Eukaryota, Fungi, Ascomycota, Eurotiomycetes, Chaetothyriales, Herpotrichiellaceae. The record is from RefSeq and is a predicted model, not a curated record. Gene Ontology annotation, biological process: secondary metabolite biosynthetic process. The coding region runs from base 1 to 1338 and encodes 445 amino acids. Gene Ontology annotation, molecular function: monooxygenase activity; FAD binding.
AUGAAGGUCAUCGUUGCUGGCGCAGGCCUUGGAGGCCUAGGUGUUGCUAUAUCGCUCUGCAUGGCAGGUCACGAGGUCCAUAUUCUGGAAGCAGCCAGAGAGAUAGGAGAAGUUGGCGCUGGUAUUCAGGUCCUGCCAAACAGCAGUCGGGUCCUCCGUUCUUGGGGCCUCUUUGAUCUGCUUUCCAGACAAACUUCGAGCACAGAUACCUGCAACAUCUUGGGAUGGAAAGGAAAUCUGAUAUCAUCCAUGGACUUUGUGGCAGCCGAAAAAGAACACAAUUCUCCGUUUUGGGAUUUUCAUCGAGCAGAUCUUCACAAAGUACUUCUCGAUCGUGCCCUGAGUCUAGGUGCGAGGUUACACACGCAAUCGGAAGUCAUGGAUAUUGAAUUUGAUGAAUCUCGGAGUGUUGCCACCGUCAAAGUGAAGGAUAGGGAUGACUUCGUAACGGACUUGGUCAUUGGAGCGGAUGGGAUCAAUUCUCGUUGUCGUCAAAUAUUGUUGGGCACCAACGACAAACCGAAGCGCACUGGUGACAUGGCAUACCGCCUGUUACUUGAUGCGAAGGAUAUUGUUUCUGACGAAGAUCUGAAAUCGCUGGUCGAGAAUAAGGCAGUAACCUAUUGGUAUGGGCCGGGAGCGCACGUUGACAACAUGCCAGAAGAAGGGCCCUCGACGCUUCAAGGGUACGUGGAUGAAAUGCAGGAUCUUUUCAAAGAAUGGGACCCAAGAAUCGGAAAAUUGCUGGCCAUGUGCAAGUCUGUCUUGAGAUGGCGGCUCUGCAUUCGAGAGCCAAUCAGCACCUGGGUCCACCCCUCCAGCUGCCUCGUUUUGCUAGGUGAUGCUGCACAUGCAACGUUACCAUAUCUCGCGUCAGGAGCUGGAAUGACUUUUGAGGACGCUGCAGUGCUUGGUGAAUGCCUGGCGAGGAUCAGGUCAGCAUCGUCGAAAGAGAAGAAAAAGGCCCUCGCUGUCUAUGAGCUCUGUCGGAAACAAAGAACAGAGGCUGUGGUUGCACGGGGCACUGUUCAACAAGAUCUCAAUCACCUAGAUGAUGGCCCAGAACAAGAAGCAAGAGACAGGAUGAUGCAGGAAUUUGAGAAGAUCGAAGUGCAAGGCCUGCCGAAGCAACAAGUUGUGCUUCCAGAGUCAUUGAAGGAUGGAUCUGACCCUUUGGUCUGGCGACGAUUUGGCGUUGGAGACUGGCUAUUUUCAUAUGACUGCCAAAGGGAUGUGGAGGAGAAAUGGAAGAUGUUUGAAAUGGUUUCCAGUCCUCCUUCGACCGAUUGUUCCUAUUUGGCGAGUAAUGGAGUGGUGGCCGAAGUAAAUGUUAGAUAG